CCGUUUCAUGGCGCUCGUGGCAUGCUGUGCUACCUCCGGCCAUGACUUUCUUUGGUGCCGUCAACACAUCACUUGGUCUGUGUUUUUCUCUUCCUGAGAGAGACUUGUUAACGCGGUUGAUCCUGCAGCGCACCCUCGGCCUCGGCCUGAUGUGUCGGAAGAUCUCUUUGAGAUGUACGGCCUAACGGGUCUCGCUGCGGAGGUCGCCCGUGUGCUCCCCAACGGCGAAAAGAAUGCGCUUAGGAAAACGUAUAAAGGUCACAUCAAGAGGCUUGGCGUUCAAGGCCACUUCGACGAAGUCAAGCAAGACCCGAACCGGGAGUACAGCCUGACGUACCUCAUGAAGCUGCCUCAAGAUGUCUGGGACUACCAGCACGUCCGAGGGCAGGAUAUCAAGGACGGUUUCAGCAGCGAGGUGCAACAGAAGUUGUUGAGGGCAAUGACCAUGGGCAAGGGAGUUGUGCCCAAAUCUCAGUGGGACAGCUCCGUGCUGGGAGAUCUCGCCCCCGGAAAGGCCGACAGGCAGUCGCUGUCGGCUAGACCGACGGCGCCAAAUACGCCGGUUCCCUCGGCCGGUCUGCAAGGCGUGCCUCGACCCAAGGUGGGCACUCCACUUGCGCAGCCGCAGGACGCGGGCAGAUCGAUGCGAAACAUCAAGAAACGAAGCUACGGUGACAGCAGCUUCGAAGGCUAUGGCGAGGGCUAUGGCGACGACGAGACCGCCGCCGAAACCGGUUAUUCUACCGGAGAGGGCGACAUGGCCUCCGGCCAGAAGCGGAGAAAAAAGGUGCUCAUCAAUGACUACGAUCCGGUCUGAUGAGAAUAACCUUUGCUAAUUUGAACACAGUCUCAUUCAGGGGUCAACCCGUCGUCCUUCGCCAAGCAGACCCGGCAGCCUGCCUACGGUGCUGGCAUCGCGGGUACCUAGGACGUAGCCGGUGCCAGGUCUUGCAGCCAGUCUGUUGAGCCGCGCCGCCCAAGAGGCAGACCUCGUGCUCAGGGCACUUGA
Molecule: messenger RNA, 1009 nt
Organism: Thermothelomyces thermophilus ATCC 42464
Lineage: Eukaryota; Fungi; Ascomycota; Sordariomycetes; Sordariales; Chaetomiaceae
Exons: 1
Coding region: 173-817 (214 amino acids)
Biological process (GO): regulation of transcription by RNA polymerase II
Cellular component (GO): mediator complex
Molecular function (GO): transcription coregulator activity
Source: RefSeq, a predicted model, not a curated record